Messenger RNA from Drosophila innubila, 1233 nucleotides. RefSeq names its product fibrinogen-like protein 1. The record is from RefSeq and is a predicted model, not a curated record. The transcript has 3 exons. The coding region runs from base 40 to 1191 and encodes 383 amino acids. Lineage: Eukaryota; Metazoa; Arthropoda; Insecta; Diptera; Drosophilidae.
GUUUCAGACGUACAGCGGGAAGCAAGUUGAAUUUUCAACAUGAGAUUUAAGUACGUGAUUUUUAUUAAAUUUCUGCUACUUUUUGUAUCAGUGACAGCGCGAUCCCGUUCAAAUGAUAACGAUUAUGAAAUUGUGGACUUGAAUGAUCAGUGCGAUUCUUAUUGUUAUAAUGCGAUAAAACCUCUCCUUGAGAACGCAGUGAAAACCAACAACAAGAUUGAAAACUGUGACAAUGUGAUCUUAUCUAAAGAUGAACAAAUUGCGAAGCUAGAAGAGAAGUUGACAGAACUUAAAGUAAAUGUUUCCAUAUUCAAGGAUCUCGAAGCAUUGUAUAUUGAGAAAAUCAAGUACAAGGAUGAUCUAAUAACCGCGUUGGAGCAAAAGACUUCUCAAGAUGACAACAAUGAGGACCAGAUUACUUUGCUUAAAGCUCAAAUUGAUGAGAACACAGCGGCUGUAAAGGCAUUGAAAACCCAAUUGUCGAGUUUGAACGAUUCGAUUCUUCUUCAAAUUUACAAUGCCAAACAAACGAAUGCCGUGAAAAUUCAAGAGUUUCCAAUUAAUUGUGUUCCAUUUGAAAACUCGACGAGUAUUCAUGAGAUUAGUAUAGCCGGUAUUGGAAAAUUUGAGGUUCUUUGCGAUGGUCAAACGGCCGGAAACGGAUGGACAGUGGUUCAACGUCGUUUCGAUGGCAGUGAAAACUUUUACAGGAACUGGUCUGAAUAUCGCGAAGGUUUUGGUAAUCUGCAGGGAGAGUUCUUUAUGGGUCUGGAGAAACUGCAUCGCAUGACAACAUCUCGGCCUUAUGAGCUGUACAUUGAGUUGAUGGAUUUCCAAAGUGAGGUUCGUCAUGCCCGGUACGACACCUUUCGCAUUGGCAGCGAGCAGGAGAAAUAUAUGCUGAAAUCACUUGGAGCCUAUUCAGGCACUGCCGGCAAUGCUCUUAGCUACAAUCUCUACGACAAAUUCACAACCUUUGACCGGGAUAACGAUGGUUGGGGGACAGGCAAUUGUGCCGAAUAUUAUGCAAGUGGCUGGUGGUACAACUUUUUCGGAAAUAGUAACCUCAAUGGCAAAUACUUUGAUAGAGAAGUUCAUAAUGAACAGAGCAUUUGGUGGUACAACUGGAAGGGAUAUCGAGCUCUAAAAACUGUAAAAAUGAUGAUUCGUCCACAAUAUUCAUCGAUUUAAGUUGAAUAUAUGUAUAAUAAAUUGAACAUUGAAUAUUUCUAA